Messenger RNA from Phyllopteryx taeniolatus (common seadragon), 1114 nucleotides. Its product is annotated as histone H2A-like. Gene Ontology annotation, cellular component: nucleosome. NCBI's taxonomy places the organism in Eukaryota, Metazoa, Chordata, Actinopteri, Syngnathiformes, Syngnathidae. The transcript has a single exon. Gene Ontology annotation, molecular function: protein heterodimerization activity; structural constituent of chromatin; DNA binding. The record is from RefSeq and is a predicted model, not a curated record. Bases 164 to 547 code for a protein of 127 amino acids.
GUUUACGCUGAAAUAGAAGCGGGGCAACAGUAGCUCGUUUGUGAUUGGACAACCGUUUUCCCGCACCAGCUGGCCAAUCGAUGAACAGCAACCGUAUGUAUAAGUACCCUCGCUUCACUGGAGUUGUGGUACCCUCACACAGACAAAGUAAAGAGCUGCAACAAUGUCAGGUCGCGGGAAAUCUGGAAAGGCGCGAGCAAAGGCCAAGACUCGCUCAUCCCGGGCCGGACUUCAGUUCCCGGUGGGUCGUGUCCACAGACUGCUCCGCAAAGGCAACUACGCUCAGCGCAUCGGUGCCGGCGCCCCCGUCUACUUGGCGGCCGUGCUCGAGUACCUGACCGCCGAGAUUCUGGAGCUAGCCGGCAACGCCGCCCGCGACAACAAGAAGACCAGAAUCAUCCCUCGUCAUCUGCAGCUGGCUGUCCGCAACGACGAGGAGCUCAACAAGCUUCUCGGUGGGGUCACCAUCGCCCAGGGUGGAGUUCUGCCCAACAUCCAGGCCGUCCUUCUGCCCAAGAAGACCGAGAAAGGCGGCAAAACAAAGUAAUUUUAGAAACCACCGCAACCCCAAAAACGGCUCUUUUAAGAGCCACACACUCUCCGAAAAAGAGCAACUGUUUACAUUUUCAUUCUACCGCUUUGUAAAGUAGCGCUGCAUGUUGAAGUACCAGUGAUGAGGGUGGGGGGGAAAAAAGUUGUGACAGGACUGCAGUGGGUUCACAAGACUUAAUCACAUUUUUACACUUAUUUUUUUUUCUGUUAAAGGUAAUGCAAAUAGUUUCCACAUUCACAACCAAAACAAGGGCAAUCUGUACAACGCAGCUGCAAACUGUAAACUGUUUAUUCACCACCCUGAAGAAAUGUAUUACUGUUUUAGUUGUAAAUAGUUUCUUUGCAUCUACACGAUCUAAACUCGACACAUGCUGCGGGCCACUACAAAAAUGGACGGAUGCCCUCCAAUGGCCCACAGGUCGCAGUUUGGAUAUCUUGGCGUACAGCGUUGGAACCAGCGAGUCAAUCACAACAAUGAUUAGUAUGUUUCAAUGGAGAAAACAUUGAAUGGUACUCUAAUUGAUAACCAUGUAAAAUAAAAUGUUCAUUUCUUAUUAUGACA